Messenger RNA from Lutra lutra (Eurasian river otter), 1205 nucleotides. RefSeq names its product transmembrane protein 11 (gene TMEM11). The transcript has 2 exons. Bases 268 to 795 code for a protein of 175 amino acids. Gene Ontology annotation, cellular component: mitochondrial inner membrane. The record is from RefSeq and is a predicted model, not a curated record. Gene Ontology annotation, biological process: inner mitochondrial membrane organization. NCBI's taxonomy places the organism in Eukaryota, Metazoa, Chordata, Mammalia, Carnivora, Mustelidae.
UAAUGAAGAACAUCAGACUCUGAGCUGUAACCUGAAUUCUUGUCCAGAAUUCAGCACACUGGCAGCGAGCACACGAAACAGAUUGCCACUUGGCCUGUCGGCGUCUUUGAGACACACUUGCCCAUCUAGGAAGGCACAGUGCAGGUAUCUGUGUGUUCUGCCACUUGGGUGCCGCCCCGGACCAGCUCCCAGACGGGCCCGCCUGUCCUACUUGGGCCGCUUGUCUUCACUCCCUCAGGGCCUCUGAGCGUCCCUGAGCUCUCCGUGAUGGUUGGAAUGGUGAGCUUGUCGGCCACGGACUGUUACAUCGUGCACGAGAUCUACAACGGGGAGAACGCCCAAGACCAGUUCGAGUAUGAGCUGGAGCAGGCGCUGGAAGCACAGUACAAGUACAUCGUGAUCGAGCCCACGCGCAUCGGUGACGAGACGGCCCGCUGGAUCACCGUGGGCAACUGCCUGCACAAGACCACCGUGCUGGCGGGCACCGCCUGCCUCUUCACCCCGCUGGCCCUGCCCUUGGAUUACUCCCACUACAUCUCACUGCCCGCCGGCGUGCUCAGCCUGGCCUGCUGCACCCUCUACGGCAUCUCCUGGCAGUUUGACCCCUGCUGCAAGUACCAGGUGGAGUACGACGCCUACAAACUGUCCCGCCUGCCCCUGCACACACUCACUUCCUCCACCCCAGUGGUGCUGGUCCGGAAGGACGACUUGCACAGAAAGAGACUGCACAACACGAUAGCACUGGCCGCCCUGGUGUACUGUGUAAAGAAGAUUUACGAACUCUACGCCGUAUGAUUGCAGUAGGACGGGGAGAGAAGCAAACGACCCAGCCCACGAGAGACGACCCGAGGAGUCAGAUGGCCACAGCAACAGUUUUUGCUCUGUGAGGCGGCGGAGCCUGGGAAGGGGUUUGGUUUAAUAGUUGUUAUUAAAAAAAAAAAAAAAAAACACAGAUCACAGGCGUACCAAGGGUUUUCAGCUCAUUACACUAAGAUGUGGAUUCCCGUAACCCGCGGGGGGUCUGAGCUGUGGGAGUCUGAGCUGUGGGAGUCUGAGCGGGCGGUGGAAUGUUGACGGCAGCAACGCUACGGAGCGGGUAUGAAUGCGCUUGCGGGGUUGGGGGGGAGGUCUUUAAGUCUGUUGUUUAACUGUACCAUCCAGAGCCCACCACAAGCUAUUGACCAUUAAAAUUAUGAGAAUUUCAA